GAAUGACUCAUCUGUCAACGUGUGACAUCGACAUCACCAGAAUUUGUUAAAUAAAAAACCCAACCUAAACAUGGCGUCAGACGGAGACGAUGUUAUUAGUGAUCAAGAAAAAGUGAAAAUAGUUUCAGAUUUCAUUCUCCAUUCACCACCAGGUGAAUUUAAUGAAGUAUUUAAUGAUGUGCGAAAACUUUUAAAUAACGACGACCUUCUGAAAGAAGGUGCUAGUGGAGUUUUCGCCCUAUAUAAUAAAGAUCAAUUGACCCCCGUUAGAAUAGAAAACUCCGAUAGUUUGGUGCUCAUUACUGAAUACAACGAUUUAGGGAAUAACAGAUUCUUUGACCCUAGAAGUAAGCAAAGUUUUAAAUAUGAUCAUUUGAGAAAAGAAGCUUUAGAUUAUCAACCAUACACACCCGAUAGUACUUCCGAGCCUUGGAGAGCAGCCUUAGACACAGAAUUUAUUCAAUAUACUAGGAACCAUUACAAGGAUGGAGUAUGUAGUGUUGUAGGCCUAAACCAGGGUGGAGUUAUUACUCUAACAGCUUGUAUUGAAGAUCAUCAAUUUCAACCCAAAAAUUUUUGGAAUGGAAGAUGGAGGUCUCAAUGGUCCAUUAGCUUAACUGAUGAUGCCACAGCAGAAGUACGAGGAGUACUUAAAGUGCAAGUUCACUAUUAUGAAGAGGGUAAUGUCCAACUAGUAAGUACCAAGGAAAUUAAAGAAAGCGUCCCUGUUUCAACUGAAGCACAAACUGCUAAAGAGAUCAUACAAGUUAUAGAAGCCGCAGAAAAUCUUUAUCAAACAGCAAUUUCUGAAAACUACCAAACCAUGUCAGAUACCACUUUCAAAGCACUAAGAAGACUACUGCCUGUUACCAGGACAAAGAUCGAUUGGAACAAAAUUGUAUCUUAUAGCAUUGGGAAGGAACUGAAAACCCAAUGAUUAGUGACUGAGUUUUAAUUAAAAGAAUGGCCGUUCUGAUGAAUAUCAAGUGUGUAUUAUUGUGGUUCUAUAAAAUUCUUUGUACAAAAUGUAUACAUAAAUUACGUGCAAUGCUCUUGAGUUCCGAGAGAGAAAAACACAUUUCUAUACAAAUUAUUAGUAUUUGAAGUAUAUAAGUUUUAAAUUUAUUUUUCUUCAAUAAAAAUAUUUUAGUUACACAUGGGAAUUUCAGAAGGUACCGUAAACUUGAGCUAUUUAGGCACAUUUUCGAAACUUCUUUUCAAAUAAGUCAAAAAGUGAUUCAUAGAAUAUCGUGAAAAAAAUUAGUUGGACAUGACUAAAGGGCAUCAUCUGAAACAAAAAAAAGUAAAAUGUAGCUUUUGAGAAAAAGAAAUUAUUGAUUAGGUGCCCAAGUUUAUAAGUAUAAAUUUUCAUUUAUAAUGAUAAAAAACUCUAUAAAGUAAAUGAAUUUUUCUUUAAAACAGCGAACUAAGGCUAAACUAUAAAAAAACCUAAACAUCAUCCAGUUCAAAGUCUUUAUUUGCAUCAGUAUCAUCAAAUACUUCACGUUGAUCACUAUCCGAAUCUUUAAAUCACUCACACGUAAAGUAGGGAUCUUUGCUGUUGUGAUUACAGAAACCACAUAUCCAUUGUCGACAUUUUAUGCACAUUAUCCAAUUCAUUAUGUGACUCUUCCAAUCUUUCCAAUUAAUGCCACAACUUCCGUUUUUCUACUGGCAACACGUUUUUUUAGAGCAGAUAGAAUUAAGCCUGAAAUAGAUGAAACUUGUGACAUCGACACAGGUUUGUCCAGAGUUCACCAGAGUUUUCACUGAAAGAAGUUGGUGAAUCUUUUGGUUCAAAAGUUGGGGAAUCUCUUGGUUUAGGAGUUGGUGUAUCUAGGGCUAAAUUUUUACUUAAUUGGAUUUUUUUACCUAAAUUUCUCUUUUGACGCUUGAAGCCUAUUCCUUGGUGCUCUCUGAGAAAAUCAAUGAGAGAGAAAUCUAGGUUUCUACCAAUAGCUUUGGUGUCUCUUGAAAGACCAUCGGGAAUUAUCUUAAACACUUAAGUAGGAUCAGAAGGGUAUAAAUCAGUUGCUUUGAACCAGAUAUUAAGUUUGAUCCUAAAUUCACAGACACUGCUCCAUAAUUUGGAAAGCAACACUGGGAACUGUUUUUUUUAAAGGUUUCUGUGAUACCAACUUUCCUUUCUCCAGAUGUACAAAAUUUCCCCCAACUUGGCUACAUCAAGUGGGUAGUGUUGGCCGAAAAAGGAGUCAUAUAUAAAUGAUUUUCACUGCAAAAUUGGAUUUUAUCGGGAAAAGAAUGGUUUGCUUAGUUUCUCCCACGACAACAGUUGUUGAAUCUGAUGUAUUAGUUGAGGUGAUAUGUGGAAGCAGGAUUUUGAAAUAUCACAUUUCAAACAAAUUCAUGUCAAACCGGCCGCUGGGACUGUUGGCAUAUUUAGUACCUAAAAGGCCUCCUUCAGUCCAAUUUUUAAACAUAUUAGAGGCUUUACAUCGGGAGAAGCAAAUCACCCCUGGGAUUAUCACAAACCAUAAUACUAAUAGUGGUAUGGGAAUUACUCUUAACCCUUUCGACCCUCUUUGUACUGCGUGGAACAACAACUUUUUUAUAAAUGUCUACUUCAGCAAGUGCGUCUUGAAUAUUGUUGAAAAAUGUUACAAUAUCAUCCUUAUCAACGGAAGUUUUAGGUCUUUUGUUAUUGGCAGCCAUUCUUGACAUGAAACUAUCAAGAAAAUCAUCCCCUGGGAUGUUUUUUUUUAAUAAUUCAACAAUUUUUCCUUGUUUUUUAACGUAUUUUCUUAUUAGCAUCCUUGCAUUGUAUCUAGUUAAUGGAAAUAUCUAAUUGGCAACAAUUCCAAGAGUAUCCGUAAUGGUAGCCUCUUCCUCGUUUGACAGAACUCUUGGGUGACCAACUGGGUUCAAAUUUCUUUCGAGGAGCUUCCACUGUAGAGUUGCCUGGGGGACCUUAUUUUUGGGUCAUGCCGGCCUUAACGACCUCUACUAUAUUUUGAAGGUUUUUGUUGGGGUUUGUUCGUAUGUCCGCACCAUUUUGAGUCAAUUUUUACCUGUAACAAACGAGAAACAAAAAUACAGUGGUGCCCAAGUAACCUCGGUUUACGGUAUAUAAAAAUAUAAGAAAAA
Messenger RNA from Diorhabda carinulata, 3105 nucleotides. RefSeq names its product F-actin-capping protein subunit alpha (gene cpa). Gene Ontology annotation, molecular function: actin filament binding. Gene Ontology annotation, cellular component: actin cortical patch; F-actin capping protein complex. The transcript is spliced from 2 exons. Bases 71 to 937 code for a protein of 288 amino acids. Gene Ontology annotation, biological process: barbed-end actin filament capping; actin cytoskeleton organization. Lineage: Eukaryota; Metazoa; Arthropoda; Insecta; Coleoptera; Chrysomelidae. The record is from RefSeq and is a predicted model, not a curated record.